AUCCCCGCCAGCCGUGCCUCACAGGGUCGUCGUAUUCAGCCCGUUGCUCGAUCCAAUCGACUUUACACAGACAAUGCUCCCAAAGACUGUAUGAUAAUUCCCGGUGGCCGAAAGAGGAGGCACAUUGGGGCCCGUACAGAAGAGGAACGAGAACGGGAGGGCGAGAGCUUCCUACCGCCCCUCUGGCAGAGGUACCAAGUGCGUGGCGUAUCUGCAACGCGAGCAAAGUACUAGUUUUCAGCAAGCGAGCGAGACUGAGAGCCUCCCCGAGGCACUUGGAGCACGGGAGGAAGAGGAACAGCGGCCAGCAUGGAUAAGGACAGCACAAACCUGGCUGACCAGCAGUAUGAAUGUGUGGCUGAGAUUGGGGAAGGAGCCUACGGGAAGGUGUUCAAAGCCCGAGACUUGAAGAACGGAGGUCGCUUUGUUGCGCUGAAGCGGGUACGGGUGCAGACCAGCGAGGAGGGGAUGCCGCUGUCCACAAUCCGAGAGGUGGCAGUUUUGAGGCACCUGGAGACAUUCGAGCACCCCAACGUGGUCAGACUGUUUGAUGUGUGCACCGUGUCACGAACAGACAGAGAGACCAAGUUAACAUUAGUGUUUGAACACGUGGAUCAAGACUUGACUACUUACUUGGAUAAAGUUCCAGAGCCUGGAGUGCCUACUGAAACUAUAAAGGAUAUGAUGCUUCAGCUGUUUCGGGGACUGGAUUUUCUGCAUUCACAUCGUGUGGUGCAUCGCGACCUGAAACCCCAAAAUAUCCUUGUAACCAGCAGCGGGCAGAUAAAGUUAGCCGACUUUGGCCUUGCACGAAUCUACAGUUUUCAGAUGGCUCUUACCUCAGUGGUUGUUACUUUGUGGUAUAGAGCUCCUGAAGUUUUGCUUCAGUCCAGCUAUGCAACACCAGUGGAUCUUUGGAGUGUUGGCUGCAUAUUUGCAGAAAUGUUCCGUCGAAAACCACUCUUCCGUGGAAAUUCAGAUGUUGAUCAGCUAGGAAAAAUCUUUGAUGUAAUUGGACUACCAGAAGAAGAGGACUGGCCUAAUGACGUUGCUCUUCCAAGAAAUGCUUUCACUUCCAGACCUGCACAACCUAUUGAAAAAUUUGUACCAGAUAUUGAUGAUCUGGGCAAAGACUUGCUUCUAAAAUGCUUAGCCUUCAAUCCAGCCAAGAGAAUAUCUGCCUAUGUUGCCCUCUCUCACCCAUAUUUCCAUGAUCUGGAGAAAUGCAAGGAGAAUCUGGACUCUCACAUGUCAUCCAGCCAAAACUCCAGUGAGGUGAAUGCAUCAUAAUGCUGACUGAAGAUGAAUCAUAAAUGAACAAGAUGUGUAGCUGACAAGGCCACUGUCCUGUACAAACCACAUAGCUGUUCUAGUGAAGAUCAUUAUUUGGAGGUUUUAUGCACUUAUCUUUUAUUUUGGGAUUGUGAUGUGCUUAUCCAAGAAAAUCAGUCUAGUUUACUUUCAUCAGAGCAACACAAGGGCCAGGGCUUUGACCUGCUCCCAUUGCAGCUUUAUGUUUGUUCUGGUUUUGUUUUGUUUAUCUACCUGGGAAAACUCCAGACGAAGAGAAGCUGCUGACCGGUUUUGCUGCCAUUUUGUCCUUUUUAUACUGAAUGCUGCCAGUGUGGAGUAGGAUGAUCGAGUCACUGCCAAAACAUGAUGCAAUCUCUCUUUCUAGCUGCUGAAGCAUGAUUUGGUACUUUUAUUAUUAUUAUUAUUAUGUGGUCUCUUACAGUAAUAUUUAAAGAAUGGCAUUGAAAUAUCAGAUCUCUGCAACCUGCAGUUAACUGAUACGUGCAUUAAUACAUCCAGCUACUGUUCAUUCAUAGCAUAUAUGCAGGUGCUUCCCCACUUGAAAACUUGGAUAGAUUAUUUUAUCAUUUAAUCGCUCUAUAAAAAUAACAGUGACAAUGGUGAGCAUAAUAAAUAUCUCAACUUUUAGGUUUUUCAUACACAAACGAGUUAUUACCCAGCUACGUUUGUGUGCAUGUUGCAAAAAAACCCAAGUGUUUUAAAAAUCUGCUAGGGUCACGUUCUUAAAGACUCUUUUGGUUUCCAAAUGGUCGGUUUGUGUUGAAAUCCAGGCACAUUCUAGCCCAUCAUCUAACCUAUCGUUCCCCCCUGGAAACAGUGGCAAGCACAUUUUCUUUAUCUCAUUCCAGAUUUUCUGAUAUGCAGCUCAAAGACAUGAGCAGAGCCAAUGAAAAUCAAUACAGAUUUUCACCUUCAACCUGUUCUGAUCAUCAGCCAAAAAGGAAAAUAGAAAAAAUAUUUCCAAUUCAGAAGCAGAGAAUCCUAUAGCUGUAAUAAGCACAGAUAAGUAUUUGUGCUGAAUUGUAUGCUGUAUACUGCGCUGCCUUACCUGGAACACUCCCCCAUGCAUCACAAGUGCAUGAACGUUACUGUCUCAAAAUCCCUUACACAUCAUUUAUUAAGCAGACUUGUUUUCUAUGCAGAAAUGCAUGAGCUUCUCUCCUAAACCACCAUGUGGGUAUACUGGUACAUGCUUCUCCACAAGGGUUAAUGUGCCAUUAUUGAAUGUCAAAAUAACUAAGUAAUUCACAUGCCUUUAUAGCACAGUU
Molecule: messenger RNA, 2582 nt
Organism: Egretta garzetta (little egret)
Lineage: Eukaryota; Metazoa; Chordata; Aves; Pelecaniformes; Ardeidae
Gene: CDK6
Product: cyclin dependent kinase 6
Exons: 8
Coding region: 310-1290 (326 amino acids)
Biological process (GO): regulation of G2/M transition of mitotic cell cycle; G1/S transition of mitotic cell cycle; signal transduction
Cellular component (GO): nucleus; cyclin-dependent protein kinase holoenzyme complex; cytoplasm
Molecular function (GO): ATP binding; cyclin-dependent protein serine/threonine kinase activity; cyclin binding
Source: RefSeq, a predicted model, not a curated record